GAAGUGUUUUUAAUAUAAUUAUUCUUAACCAUACAAAUAAGGUUUGUGUACAGAGUGUGUAAUCUUAGGAGUACUUAUACCUGAAGGAAACCGUGUCCUGGCACAACACUCCACACCACAUCUGAUCUCGACGUCUGGUGUAGUUGCUACCUGGCUAUACUGUAGUCCUGGUGUAGAGGUUUGUCUAAAUUAGGAAGGUAUGAGGAGUAUAACACAUCACCAAACAAGUCAACUUCUCCAUAACAAAUUUGUUGUUGUCCUUGGAGAUUCAAUUCAGAGAUCUGUGUAUAAAGACUUGGUGUUGCUUUUGAAAAGAGACUCUUAUCUGUCGCUCUCCCAGCUCAAAAGCAAGGGUGAGCUGUCCUUUGAACAAGACAGUUUAGUAGAGGGUGGAAGACUAGGUCAUAUGAACAAUGGCACAGAGUACCGAGAGGUUCGGCAGUAUCGCACUGACCAUCACCUUGUCCAAUUCUACUUCAUUACACGGGUCUUCUCUUGUUACAUGGAGAGCAUCCUUGCUGACUUCAAACAUGGGCUGAAGCCAGAUAUGGUCAUAGUGAGCUCCUGUGUUUGGGAUAUAUCAAGGUACAACCGUAAGUGGGUCCAAGAGUACAAGGAGAACCUAAACAAAUUUUUUAUUCAGCUAAAAGCUGUUCUGCCAGAAGAAUGCCUUGUGGUGUGGAACAUGACCAUGCCUCUAGGUGAGAAGAUCACAGGAGGCUUUCUUGUACCUGAGAUUGAGCACAUGGGGCCGACUCUUCGCUAUGACGUGAUUGAGGCAAACUUCUAUGGUGCAAAGCUGGCAGAUGCAUAUGGGCUGGAUGUCCUAGACCUUCACUUUCUUUUUCGGUUUAGCCUCCAGCAUCGCAUGAAAGAUGGGGUUCACUGGAAUGCUUUUGUGCAUCGUCAGAUCACUUGCUUGCUGCUGUCUCAUGCUGCUCAGGCCUGGGGUGUAGAGCUGCCCAACCCUGUAGUCACAGAUUUUAAGAUCUUCAACUUCAGUCCUGGGGGCCAGUGUCCACCAACGUUUGCAAUUCACUAA
Molecule: messenger RNA, 1042 nt
Organism: Clarias gariepinus (North African catfish)
Lineage: Eukaryota; Metazoa; Chordata; Actinopteri; Siluriformes; Clariidae
Gene: fam113
Product: family with sequence similarity 113
Exons: 6
Coding region: 200-1042 (280 amino acids)
Source: RefSeq, a predicted model, not a curated record